Molecule: messenger RNA, 4608 nt
Organism: Trypanosoma rangeli
Lineage: Eukaryota; Euglenozoa; Kinetoplastea; Trypanosomatida; Trypanosomatidae
Exons: 1
Coding region: 1-4608 (1535 amino acids)
Molecular function (GO): protein binding
Source: RefSeq, a predicted model, not a curated record
AUGCCCCAUUCCGCGGCCUCUGAACUCUACGAGGAGUGCUGUGCACUCUACGGGGUGAGGCCGAACAGGGAUGUGGCACAGCAGCUGGACAGGCCCAACUUUCUCACCAUCCGGGAGAUCGAUGCCUCGAGAACUUUUCUGGGCGAAUUGGGUGUUCGGGCACUUCUUGAGUUUGUUGGAAGCCACGCUGGGAUUCAGCGACUUGUUCUCACAAAAAAUGGUGUUGAUGCGGCUUGUGUUGAGCACCUCUGCAGUGUCCUGCGCGAGAGCCCGUCGCUUUCUUCCGUCGAUUUGUCUGACAACCGUAUGUCAACGCCUUCCGUGCGACUCCUUUGGGAGACGGUGAGGGCUGUACCGCACCUUCAGGAGGUGAAUCUUGAGAACUGCGGUGUAAGCGAGGAUUGGGUGAAUCGCCUGGGACGCUGCUGCAAGGCGAACAGUGAGUUACAGCAACUUGGGUUUCACCCGUACGGCCCAGAGCGCAGCCUUCGUAGCUGGGAGACGGUACUUGUUCUUGUGCUGGGCCCGGAGCCUCUUGUGGAGGCGUACUGCAGGGAAAUCUUGCCGUAUGUUAGAAGCUUUGUCUCAAGGCUCCGUCUACGGAUUGCCCCACUCACUAUUGAGAAGACGGACACACACGACGUGGUCAGAAGCAAAGUCUGGCGGUGUAGGUCGGCCUACAAUUGUACGUUAAGUUGGUGUGUCGUUUUAAUCGAUGAGGCAACGUCGUGGAUGGAUCCGGAUAUCAGUGCCCUGACUGCUGUGCUGCAGCAAGAGGAACCUGUGAUCCCUCCGUUGCGGAAUAAAUUUGGUGUUCUUCGCGAUCCCAUGCAUCGCUGUGCAAGACACCUGUUUGUAUAUACACUACCCUACUUGCAUGGGGAAGGGCUGGAUGGAGGAGGAUAUGUGUUAACCGUCCCAUCCAGUGUGUGGUUAUCCUCAGUGGGUAUUAGCGUGCCGGAUGAUGUCCGUGUUCCUUCCGCCGUGGCACUGCCCAGCAAGCGAAGCUGGAAAAUACGUUGUCCGAGUGAUCUUUGCACCGCCUUGUACGCUGUUUUUUCAGAGCAACCUCGCUCUAUGACGCUGUUGGAGAAGAACGAGGAAACUGACGAAAAGGUAUGGGAAACAGUUGAACGAGACAAACACUUUGGUUCGCUGCAUCCAAGGUGCAAGGACAUUGUUCACUACAUGGAGACACCUGCCGGACAGUUAUCGGUUCCUUUGAUUUUGUACGGUCCGGGUGGCGUCGGAAUGCCCAAGAUUGUGUCUUGGGCGGCUGCAACCUAUGCCGCGGUGGGGUCGCUUCGUGUCGUCCCUUAUCACGUGGGCUGCGGGAACGAGAGCCUUGUCGUGCUGUUGUUUCACCUCCUUCGUGUAUUUUCAAAGAAGCAGAGGCGGGUGUAUCGUACUGUGGAGGAGCUAUCCCUGGACGUCCGCGAAACGAUCUCGGCCUACGACGGUCAAAUGGUCCUGCUGUUGAUCUCUUCCAUCGAUCACUUGGACCUCUGUGGAUGCCGGGAGUCGGCCGUGCUUGAAUGGCUUCCCGCGUCUCUGCCGCCAUCUGUUCGCGUCAUUGCCUCGCUAAACACGGAGAGUCCGCUUCUUAUCGCACUUCGGAAACGCAUGCCGCAGCCGUACGAGGUGCUCAUUACGUCGCUUCCAAAGCAAGUGAGGGUCGAUUUGUUUCUGCAGGAGCUUUUGCGGCGUGAUGUGCUUGGGAAAUCAACAGAAGCCCACUCGCUAAAUGGUAGCAGCCCUACCCAACAACUUGAUGGACUCAAGUCGUUGGAAAAGGCCUUUUUAAUGAAGGAUGGCUCGGAAAGUGCAUCCUUUGGUAUUUACACCGCCUCGUUUCUCCAGCGAUUGCCGGAGGAUUUGCUUGAGCGAGACACGGCGUUUCUAAUUGCCGAGGAGGUACCAGACACCCUGGAUGAAGUUAUUACGCAGCUGCUGAGACGAUAUGAAUCGUUGAGCGACACACUCACGGUUCAGUUUCUCACAAUGGGCCUCGCUGCGGCGCCACUGCCCAUUUCUGAGAUUAUUUACAUCUGUGAGGAACUGGGGCCCUGCGCACGUCAUAAAACUUUACCAGUGCUUUUGAUGAUGUCAGAUGACGGCCUUUUGACUCUGACCUCUGACUCCAUUGUUCAUUUGUCUGACUCUGAUGUGCGUCGUGUGGUUUUGAAACUUUACGCCGACAUGCAGGACACUCUCAGUGUAUUGGUGGAGACGCACCUGUUUCGGCUGGUCAAGACGCGAAGUCCAGAUAUGUCCUUCUGCUUUAGACAUUUGGCAUCAAUCAUGAUUGCGAACGGCAGCCUUGAUGCCGCCUACGGUCUCGUCCUAAAUCCAACUCACAUGGACGCUCUGCUGAGCCGCGAUGUAGAAAACUGCACCUACGCUAUUGAUUUGGUGAUUCGUCUUUUAAACACACAUCAGCUUCUGCUUGAAUUAGACGAAGGCGGUUCUUGUUCAAUUAAGUCGAACAUUGACCUUCUUAACCGUGGGGCUUUGCAAAGUGCUCUUGAGGCAUUGCAGUCUUACGAUGGAUGUUUCUUUCAGGCCGCCUUGUUGGCCUCCGAUGUAUCGCCGUAUCAGACACGGGCAAUGGAGGCAAAGGAGGUUCCCUACACGGUGCUUGUGCCUUUGAACCGCGGCGACGAGGAUGACGCAACACACUCGUUGGAGUGCAAGCAUAUGCCUGUUUAUUGUCAUUUGUGGGGAGAAUAUCUUGUGGUGACAACAACGCAGGAAGUUAUUGUGUACUCUGCAACGGAUUUUGAAAGCGAGCUUGCGCGUUCUUUUCUGCCUUUUGAAUCCAACCAGAAUCUUUGUGGUUCUUUAGUUGCUGCGGGAAGUCGUGUCGUUGUGAUUGGCGAUGGACAAUUACUAUUGUGGGACUUUGCCAGUCAAUCAUUUACAAUGUUUGAGGAUACCACGUCCUCCUUGAAUGAAAAUGCAUUGGACUCCUUUGGCCUAAGCCUCCUCGUUCGCCAUCCCUCGAAGGAGCAGUUCUCCAUCAUCGACGUAUCCAAGAAGAAGGUUGUUAUGGAGCUCCCGAUCUUUGAGACACCGGUACGUGAGGCACUCUUUUGUGGUAGUGGGAUUCUUGCUCGCGCUCUGUACGAUUUGUUCCUCAUGCGUGAGGAAGAGGAGGAGGUGAUGAAGCUUGCGCAUACAGGGACUAUUCGUGGUGUUAGUUUUAGCAAUGACAGUCGCCUCAUUGCUUCUUGCGUCAGGGAGAGUAUCUGGAUUUGGUCUGGGACCGGGGAGCUUCUGCACCUCAUCGACGCUGGCUUGACACCCGUUGAAGAUAUUCGUUUUAAUGCAAGCGGGGCUUUACUGCUCUCGUGGCAAAGUGAGGGAGUGAAGGUGUGGAACUCGCUGAAUGGGGACUGCGCCGGGACUGUGGAGCUUUGCUUCGAUGAGAGGGCCUCGUUCCUUUGUUUUACGGAGGAUGGCUCAAAUAUUAUUGGUCGCUGUGGCCCACGCAUUUAUCUAUGGGAUGUCCACACCCGUCAGCCUGUGGGGGUUCUUACAGCCAGUACUGGCCACUUCACGUUUGUGCAGGAGCGAAAUCAAGUGGUUAUUGGAACAACAUCCAAGAAAGAGGUGAAAAUAUGGCGGGUUGGCGAUGCUCCCAUACCAUCUAUUCAGCGGGUAAGGGAAAAAAGGCUGACAAGCAUGUGGCGUAAAAAUGCCAGGCUUUCAACUGCUCCCAUCAUUGGAGUAAGUGUGAAUUUGAACGGAACCCUUCUCACUGCUGUUGAUGACAACGGUUCGGUGAUUCUGCAACCGAUGGACGGCUCUGUGAGGUGGGACUGCAACGUCAGUAAUGUCGAAAGUGCAGCUAUUAUGACUGAUAUGCUGUUAUUCACUGUGAAAGGUGAGAGCCAUCGCUUCUUUUGGAAACGACUGAGUGAAGAUGACACUGUAAACGAGGUAUUACUGCCAAGGGAUGCCGCGAGCAAUGCGACUCUGGAUCUUAAAACGGCAGAGUUUGGGAAUUCCAUAGCUGUAGUUUCAAACUCUGAAGAACGCACGUUGAUUUACGUCUAUAACGCCUUCGAUUGGAAUUUGACAAACCAGUUUUUAGGUCAUUCUGGGCGUAUUGUUCAAGCCUUUUUUGCUGGUGAUUUUCUCUUUAGUUUGGGGGUGGACUGCACUGUGCGGCUUUGGAGUCUCCUGCGGCAUGCAGAGAGGGCAUUGUACACCCACACCUGCGCUAUAGUUGCAGCGGCACCAGGCCCCCUAAUGACCCUUUUUUUCGUGGACGAACAAUCGCGGGUGUACCAUGUACAUGUAGAUAAUAUCGCAUCCUCGACGCACGCGCGCUUUGUUGCAGAGGCGGUUGAGCUGACUCUGACGAUUCCAACCACGGUGAGGGUCCGACACGUCAUACAUGCCUCCAACCUGCUCGCCAUGUCCUCAGAGGACGGUUCCGUGUACCUGGUGGACCUGCACCACGGCGGGACUGUCGUCAGACUGUCUGACUACAAGUGCCUUUCGCUUGCUUUUGUCGUGGACGGGAGCGACGUGCAUAUCGUGACGGGCCACUCGACUGGCGAAGUCGUUUUGCACCUUGUGCGUUUCACCGAACCGAUGUAA